Messenger RNA from Paramecium sonneborni, 1212 nucleotides. NCBI's taxonomy places the organism in Eukaryota, Ciliophora, Oligohymenophorea, Peniculida, Parameciidae. The record is from the annotation of a GenBank genome assembly.
AUGAAUAAUAUUCGAUGCAAAGAUCAUCCAGAUAAUUAAAUUAUUUUCAUUACCUGGAACUCAACAAUCGUUAAAUUUAUUUGCGAUGAGUGUAUGGCAAUUGAUUUGUAAGAAGGAGAUUUAUUAUAAAAACAAUGUAAAAAAAUGGCAAUCAAGAAAGCCAUCAAGGAGCCAGAAUACUUUUUUACUUAAUUUUCUUUAGAUGAAAAAAACAAAACAUUUUUCAGCGCAUUUAAAAAAUUUCCGGAUGUUGAACUUAUGAAUAUAAUUGAAAAAACAAAAUAAAACAUACAAUAUAUAUAGUUAAUUUUAGAUUCAAUAAUGAAGGAAUUAUAAUCGGAGAUUAAUAAAUUAAUAAAUAAUAAAGAUAUUGUUAGGAAAUAACUAAAUAAAGUAUGAUAUAUUUAAAAAUAGGUUUCGCAAUAUCAAGAAUUUAAAGAAUUAAUUCAAAGUCUUAAUAAAAAAUAAAAAGUCACACAUGAUGCCGUAAGACAGAUAGAAAUCUAAUUAGAAAAAAUAUUUUUGGGUAUUGAAAAAAAUUCAUCCGAUUUUAAUUAAGAAAUAAAAAAGGCUUAAGAAAUAUCUAAAAUAGAUAAGGUUAAUGAUUUUCUAGGAAUAGAAUAAUUAAGACUGUAAAUAGAAUAAUUUAAAUAAAUAUCUGCCUUUUUUAUGCCAGUAUAAAAACCAAUUGUUCCUGAAGAAUAUUUUUAAUAUCUUCUAAAUAAAAUAAGUUUAGGUGCAAAAAAAUAAAUUAAAUUUACUGACAUCAUUUUCGAUUAAUAAAAAGAUAAUCUGAAUUCAAUAAAUUUUUGGAAUUGUGUUAAGGAUAAAGAAAACUUAUUAAUGAUUUUUAAAUCACAAAGUGGGAAUAUUUUUGGUGCCUACACUCCUAUAAAGUGGGUUUAUGAAGAUACGGAGAUAAUGGAUCAUUCAUGCAAUUCAUUUUUAUUUUCAUACACUCACAAAUCUAUACAUUAAAAUAAUAAGGGUUUUCAUGCGUUGAAUUUAUAAAAAUAUAAAGGUCCUUGUUUUGGAUAAAAGUAUCUCUCUAUAGAUUUUGAUUUAUAUAUUGAAGGUGAUUUUUAAAAAGGAUAUUCAAAUUUAGGAAAAGCAUAUACUAAAGAAUCCUCAUAAGAUUCUAAAACACAUUUAUUUGGACAAGAAACUCCAAAUAUAAUAUAAUGUCAGAUAUUUUAGAUAAUAUUUAAAUGA